AUGGCUGCAAUGCUUGUGCGUAACGCAAUGCAGCACGCUGUGGCAUUUAUACAGCACAAGAUGUUUCCAAACUUGCCGACGUCAGCUCUUAUCGUAGCUCCGCUGACACUGAAUAGCACCUCGUCUGCGCUGUCCUCUACCCCGCUGAUUGAUGCUAUUUGGCACGCCGCCCCCAAGUCGAAGGUAACACCAUCUCGCAAGCGGAUUCGGAACAAUCAUCUAAGCAAGCGUCUCAAAAAUAUUGUACAUUUUCAGAACUGUUCCUUGUGUGGUGAGAAGAAGCUACGUCACCGUUUAUGCAUGAGCUGUUUUAAGAAAGGCAAUCGAAAAUUGAAGUAUCAGCAGCAGAUGGACGACGUCUCCAUAGGACUAGAGAUGGAGCACGAGAACGCUUCGUUCCUACAAAUGUCAGCAUCUACUACAUCAGUAGUCGAAGAAGCGUCACCAACUAAUAAAUCAGUCUCAGCUUCACUUCCAGAACCAACGUUAAAAUUACCAGCCACAGUGAAUUUAGUGCAGCCAACGCCGACGCCAAUCGCUACGCCACCAGUUGCACUUGCUACAAGCCCAGCCGACGAUCAUUUGCGUGUAUCGUAUCGGUGUAAAGCUACGAAAUGUUUUCGUCUGAAAUGGGAAUCAGAGAUGAACCCCCGAUGCCAUCGCCAGACUACAAUCGUAAUUCAGAAUGAUGUGUACAUCUUUGAUGGUUUCUAUUUAUUAUGUCAUAGCAAUCCACCUGAGGUUCCAAGGUUCGAGUACUCGCGUGAAGGUGUCAUGUGCAAAAUUCACUUUAUUCAAGAAGAUUUGCCAUCCUCCGUACGUGGGACGACAAGCGAUGAAGCUGAUGGCAACGGAGAGGCACACCGUUCCUUUUGCGACUCGCUGUUCUUGCUUCAGCGAUACGUGUUCCAGCUACUAUUGGGUAUCCAACCAUCUCACUUGUUUGGAAAAAUCUUCACCGAUCCAGAUCAUGCCACAGGUCAUGUAUCCGAGAUAUGUGGUGACUACCAUUUGGUACCACGAUUUAUUGCCGUGAAUGAAGAACCAUUGCUUCAUGUUGAAGACUUACAUUCGCCCAAUCGUGUGGGCUAUGCGGUCGGACAUUUGCUAUCGGUGCAAAAGAUAUUGGAAUAUCUUGGAAACAGCGCCAAAUUUACCGUGCGCGACUUCAUUUUGCAAUUCAACCACCGAGAGCUUGUUGACUGCAUCGUUUCCACUCGCAUCAACGGCCAACCAAGCGUUUUUCGUAUUGACGAACUUCUCAUGGAAGAAGCCCAAAAGACUGACAAGGGCAAGCUUGCUGUUACGAACCGUGGCGUUGUGACAAAAGACGGGCGCCAUUGGGUGCUUGCGGUUGCUCACCACAGCCAAGGUGCCCGCAACUACGAUGGUGCCAAGUCGAUAAAAAAGGUUCGCAAGUGGCAGAAACAAGGGCAAUUUUUACAGCUUUCACCUGAGGUUGAGCCACUUUACGAAGAGCUGCUACCGGCGGAAUGUCAUCUUACGGGUAUUCGCACUGAUCUUUUUGAGGUAGGUAGUGCAAUGCCCAUGGUGCUGAAGUAUGUGCGUCACUUCGAGUUGCUUACGAGUUUUGAGAAAACGAUGGGAAUAAAAUUCGAUGACAAGGCACUACUACGACAAGCUUUUACCCACGGAUCAUAUAUUGACGUAGGCAUGCAGAAUGUCAACACAGUCGAGGCCACUCGAUCGCGCGUCCGGCUUGGGCACGUGUUUGAGAAUGUUGCCUCACUCAAAAGAUCGCGCAAGGUAUUACUUGAUGGAGAUUCACAAAUACCUAUCAAGGCAUCAGGAAACGAUGCCUCACAAUUGCGGCAGGUCGCGGAAAAGCAUUUGUCUGGCGAGUUCAGAGAGGAGUUUCACUCUCGGUAUUUAUGCCCAUAUGAACGCCUCGAAUUUUUGGGAGACGCCGUGCUCGGCUUUCUUGUCGCAUCAUCAGCAUUUUUGAAGUUGCCGAAUGCCGGUGAGGGAUUUCUUCAUCAGACUCGCGUUGACAUCGUGAAUAAUGGUAACCUUGGCAAAAUGGCGAAAGCUGCUAACUUUGAAUCGUUGCUGUUAAGCGCAUUUGAUCUAGCAAAAUUGAAUGAAGAGCUCAAAGCGAAAAUUACGGCCGACUGCUUCGAAGCGCUUCUUGGUGCGCUUUACAAGGACCAGGGUAUUGCACCGUGCCGUGCGCUGCUGGGUUCUCUUAUGGAUUUAUACGACCCUGAGCUGCGCGAGUUAUGCUAUCUUUCAACCGAGGAGCUUAUUAAAGAGUCACAAAUUUAUGUAGAUAAAGACCGAAGUGCUAUCAAGAAGUGGAGUAAGUAUACGCAAACAUUGCUGUUGCAUCGCCGAUUUGCCGCACGUUCUGGAGUGGACAUCGCCAACACGCACUUGUGGCUGCAAGCUGUCACUCACGCAUCAUUUCAAAAGCCCCGCAUUGAUGAAGACGAAUUUAUCGGUCACGACCCAAGCUAUGAGCGCAUCGAGUUUCUUGGCGAUGCUGUGCUGCAGCUGUUGUCAUCCGAGUUCCUUGUUGAUGCUUUUCCGUACCACCAGGAACACCUUCUCACGCAAGUGCGAUCAUCACUUGUGAAAAAUACGAAGCUAGCAAUCGUUGCGCGUAAGGCUGGAUAUGAAGAGUUUAUUCGUUUGGGAAGUGAGGUCAAGAAGAGUGGGCAGUUGUAUAUUGAAGAUGUGCUAGCUGAUGUGUUUGAGGCUACUCUCGGCGCCGUAUAUCUGGAAAACCCGGGCGAUCUACAAAAAGCUCGCUCGAUUUUAGAACGUCUCCUCUUUCCGCGACUCACAGAGGCCAUCCGACGUCGUCAGUGGAUGAAUCCGCGCAAGGUUUUUAUGCAUUACAUUACUCAGUGGGGUUACUCAAGUACACGGCAGAUUUCGUGUCAGUUUAAGAAGUUAAAAGUACCCAAUACUGCCACUGAACCAGGCGUCUUCGUGCCCAAGGGCACUGACGACGAUGCAACAAACGGAAACAGUAAAAGAAAAAAAGCUAAGGCAAUUGAACCUUCUGGACACGCAGUGGCUCUCUACGUGAACAAUUUUCAGAUAUCUCGUGCGGUUGGACGCACCAUUGUCGCCGCUCAAGACGCAGCUUGCAAGAAAGCUUUAACGCUCUACGGCGUCAAGAUUUACGACGAUUAA
Peronospora belbahrii is the source of this 3162-nucleotide messenger RNA. The record is from the annotation of a GenBank genome assembly. Lineage: Eukaryota; Oomycota; Peronosporomycetes; Peronosporales; Peronosporaceae.